Chlorocebus sabaeus (green monkey) is the source of this 3838-nucleotide messenger RNA. RefSeq names its product small integral membrane protein 41 (gene SMIM41). The record is from RefSeq and is a predicted model, not a curated record. Lineage: Eukaryota; Metazoa; Chordata; Mammalia; Primates; Cercopithecidae.
AUUUUGCACUUGACUGGCUAUUCACACAAAGCAGGUGUUACCCAGAUGUGGCCAUAGCCAAUCCCAUGAAUGAAGGUGCAUGGUAGGGUGAGGGUCUGUUGCUUUUGGAUGUGACUGAGCUGCUCCUCCCUUUCCCCCCCACCAAUUGACUCCCUAUUUCAACACUUCCAAACUCACUUUCCUCUUUUUUUUUUUGUAAACUUUUGUUUUGCAGAUUAUUUUGUCACCAAGGUAUUAAGCCUGGUACCCAUUAGUUAUUUUUCUGAUCUUCUCCCUCUUCCUACCCUCCAGAAAGCCCCAGUGUGCGUUGUUCCCCUCUGUGUGUCCAUGUGUUCUCGUCAUGUAGCUCCCACUUACAAGUGAGAACAUGUUGGUUUUCUGUUCCCGUGUUAUCUCCACCUUUUCUAAGGAAGCUAUGACAUCCCUGGCCUUUAUGUUGUCUGGUCUUGCUUCACCGUGGCCCCAGAGAGUACCUUCUCUGUCUUUAUAGAGCACACAGAUCCCCACGUGCACCAGAAAGGUCAUUUGAUGUGGGUCAUGUCUGGAGACAGAUUGGCCAACUUGAGACAGUCUGGUAUCUGGUGACACUUCUUCCAGCUUGGGCUGGUCAUUGCCUCCAUCACUCACAUUCAUUUCUACACCCGCAUACUCAAGCCCCCAUUGUGUGCUAUGCUCUCGUCGAUACAGUCCAUGCUUUACAAUGCUUUUUGGCUGCUUCUGGGCCAGUUCUAACCAGACUAAAUGAGGUGUGUGUAGAGAGGGAUGCUAAGGGAGAAAUGGGGUGGGAGUGGGGUAUCUUGUCCAUGGUCCUGGAGCAGUGUAGGUAGUCAGGAUGACCAGGAAGUGUUUGCACUUGGAAUGCGCUUUUCCCAUUCCAAGUUACCUUUGGCCAUGUGAUGUUUCUACUCUUGAUCUCUGGGUCAUCAGAGAGUUGGAGGACUCAGGAGAAGGGUUUAUAGUUGAAGAAGGCCAAUUUCUAGCAAGUCCUUGAUAGCAUAUGACACCCCACUUGGCCUGCUGCAGUCUGGGGACUCUUCUUGUUUUCCUACCAGACGGCCAUCAGCUAAUCUAAUCCCUUCUGAGGGGACUGGUACAGGUGUUGGCUGGCAGUGACUUUAUUUUUUAAAAGAGGACUCAAGGCUUGCUACAGAAUUUGCAACAGAAUUGUACAAGAAUUGCUACAGGUCCAGCUACAGACCUGGCAGGAGGGUCUUGCUUCUCUGUCCGCUUUUCCAGUCUCUCUGCUUUUCUGCAGCUGAACUCUGCUUCACUCUCCCACCCUGGCUUGGCUGUGGGACACCUAGCUGGCAAUGGGCCACCCUGGUAGACAGGACAGUAAUAUUCCCCUCCUUUAUGGCAUUGCGAUUUUCUGAAGUGGGGGACUGAUUUAUCCAGAGUCAGGACUGGAGUCCUGGUGGAUCAAAUCUGUGCUCUCCCAUUGGUCUGUAAAUGUGACUCUCCUUGGCCUAUGGGGCCUGAGAAAAGGAGUGGAGGUGGGCCUUGAAUUCCCCAUGCUCUGCUCUGCUCUGCUGUACCUGAAUGUCCCCCUGCUGUAGAGUGUGCAGGAGGCGUUGGCCUGCUUGUCCAGCUCCAGGAGGCUUCUGAAGGGGAUGAUGGACGAGGAAGGGUGGGACUCACUCUUAUGGCUGCCCAUGUGCCUCCUGGCUCAGCAGCCACCUGGGCCCCCUAGCACCAUAGAACUUUGGUCUCGGGACAAAAAACUCAAGAAUGGGGACAAUCACCUUUGUCUUGUGUCCUGCUCAGAGGGGCAGCACCCCAGCCUGCAGCUGGGAUGGGGUCUGAGAUCUUCUCAGGGCUCUGCCUAGGUGUACCUCUUGGCCCACUUUGCGAAGGGGAGGGACUCUUGGGGACAUGGCUUCUGGUUUUGGCUGACUGGACUCGCAUGGGGGUGCCUGUGGGCCUUGGGGAUGAGAAGAAAUAUGGUGGGCCCAGAGCCUGGGCCUGUGGAGAAAGGGCCGUAGCCACAACGGCUGGAGCUCUUUGUCUAGGAAGUGCCUGAGCGCUCUGUGCAAGGGGUAGGGGCGUAGGGCGCCUGGGGUCCGCCCCUUGGUUCCCUCCCCCCGACGCAGCCUCCGGCCCGCCCGCCAGUCUGGGCUCCCGCACAUCUGGCGAUCCCGCCACAUCUGGGCAGCCGGCGCUGGAGCAUGAACGGCUCUCAGGCGGGCGCGGCGGCUCAGGCCGCCUGGCUGAGCUCCUGCUGUAACCAGUCGGGGUCGCCGCCAGAGCCUCCCGAGGGGCCGCUCGCGGUGCAGGCGGCGGUGCUCGGCGUGCUGUCCCUGCUGGUGCUUUGCGGGGUCCUGUUCCUGGGCGGCGGCCUCCUCCUCCGCGCCCAGGGCCUGACAGCGCUGCUGGCCCGCGAGCAGCGCGCGUCCCGCGAGCCGGAGCCCGGCAGUGCCAGCGGAGAGGACGGCGACGACAACGACGACUCCUAGGCGCCCAGCUGCGCUCGGAGGUCGCGGCCUCCAGGCGGCCCCUGACUCCCAGCGGUCCGGAGCAUGCCCGACGGCUGCUGCGGCUGCUGCGGUCGCAAUCCCUUACCCGAAGCGGCGCGCCCCACACAGAUUCCUGAGCCCUGCAUCAUCUGCCAACCAGAGAGCUCUCCUGCUGCCGCUCUGGGGGUCCCCUGCCACCUUCAGCCCAUUCUUGCUGCAGAUGAAAGACUGGGAGAUACCUGGCUUAUGGUGAGACCUCAACCUGGGAUCCUUGCACCCAGCCGCUGCCUCUGAACUGCUCCACUGGACCUCCGGAAGUGCUCGGUGUGGGCCUAGACUUGGGAGACCUGCACUCCCAGCCCGCUUGGGACCUGCUGCAUGUCCUGGGCACUGAAGUGGUCACACAUCCUGGACGCCUGGUGCAGCAGGUGCUGGCUGUGCCCCCUGCCUUCUGGCCUCUGAGGACAUGAGUGCAGCACCUGUCCUGUCUGGUGUGAGGCAGCAAUGGUCUGACAGUGACCAGCCCCUGCUGCAAGUCAGUGCCUCCCAUUUGCAGGCCUGCAGUGCCCCCACAAUCCAGGAAUGCUGCAUCACUUUCUGUGGCCUGUUAUUACAUAUGCUGGUAAUGCAAGCUUCAGGUCUACAGUCUAUGUCUCCAGCCCUUGACUCUAGGAAUUAAUGGUUUGUUCCCCAACUCUCCUCCAGUUUUACCUGUUUCUAGCAGAUAUAGCAACCCCAGCCCCCGUCCCCUGGCCUCUCCUCGGUGGUGGCUUUUCCCCUUGCACCCUCAGAUCCACAUCUUCCCAGGGUGGGUGUGAAGUGAGGCAGAAAGCCACCCUCACGCCAGCACUCGGCUGCCGCCCUGUGGCCGGUGUGGGCAAGAGCACCGCUUCAUUCAACCAGUCACUGUUGGGGUCUGUCUCAUCAGAGUUCAGCCUGAGCCUUGGCUUUGAGAUGAGAGUGGGUUUCGUGAGCAUGUGCAUGGAAUUCUAGAUUGCAAAGCCUUCCUAAACCUCAGUCUCUUUGUUUAUAAAAUGUAGGUGACAAUAUCAUAGGUUUGUCAUUGAUCAAAUUGGUAACAUGCUUAUUUAUUGAAAAAAGUCUUUCUGCCUAGUAAUCAUCCUGUGGCAUAAUUAUUUUCCCUGAACCUGACCAUCCCUAGAGAGGAGAAGAAGAGAAGAGGAGAGGAGAGAAGAGGUAUAGAACCAGCCCUCUAUUCCUGGGAACACUCGUUUUAUUCUCUUUUCCAUGAGUAUUUACUGAGUGACUGCUCUGUGCCAGGCAUACUCUGGGACGUGUGGAUGAGGAAAUAAACAAGACAGGGCUGGGCGCGAUGGCUCACACCUGUAAUCCCAACACUGUGGGAGGCCGAGGUGGGUGGAUCA